GUAGCACAAGGGUUAAUGAAGUGCUGAAUUUAAGUUUCGUUUUCUGGGAACUUGAGCGGGAAGCGUUAUCUAUCUGGUUUAAGAAGGAAGGAAGGAUUUUUUGGAAUGUAGAAUGUCAAGUACGUGUAAGCUAAUACCCGAUGCCAUAGUCUGAGUAAUUCUUUUCGUCGUCACCUGAACAAGGUGAACUUAAUGCGUUUGGAAGUUCCAAGUUCUUUCAGACAAAUUCUAAUUCAGUGCUACAUUGAACAUAAGCUUAAGCAAAACAAGCAGAAGCAGGAAAAGCAACAAUUAACCGCCAAACAUGAGGCUUGUGUUGCUGGGGAAGAAUGAACUGGACAAUGGCCGAGUGGGAAACUUCAUCCUUGGAAGAGAUGCAUUUCAGACUGAAGCCCUUGAGGUUUGUGAAGAACAUGUAAGUGAGAGAGUCAGAGGACAGGUGGAGGGAAAAGCCAUCACAGUCAUUAACACUCCUGACCUAUUUCAUCCCCAACGCUCACAACAUGAGAUCUCGGUGGCAGUGAAAGAGUGUGUGGCCCUGUCUGCUCCAGGGCCUCAUGUAUUUCUACUGGUGCUGCAGCCUGACAGCUUCUCAGAGGAGGACAGACACAAAGUGAAAGUCAUACUGAACUUGUUCAGCGAUGAGGCCAUGAACUUUACCAUCGUACUAACUACUGUUAGAAGUGCGCAACAUGUCUCUACAACUUACACUGGUGAAAAAGAAGACCCUUUAGGCCUGAUCAUACAGGAGUGUAAGAUGAGGCAUCACAUGUUUGAUAAGAUUUACAGAUUUAGUCAAGUUCUUAAACUCUUUGAGAAGAUAGACAAGAUGAUGGAAGAGAAUGGGAGAAGACAUCUCACCUGUGAGGAAAUUGGGGUGAUACCAGGGGGCUCAUUACUUCCAGAGAGCAAACAGAAAGCAAAAAAAGGAAGAGAGAGUGAUUCUCACAAAGACAAAGAAUGGAAGAAGAAGAGAACAGGAGAGAUUAAAGAUAUUGCAGCCAUACAGCAAGCACAAGAAGUCAUGGCACAGGUUCAACACAGAUUUGAAAAGAAAAUCCAAACCCAUGCCAAUACCAACACAGAAUUUAUGAACUUCAUCAGAGACAUUAUGGCAGAUCUGCUAAAGAAGACGAUACAGAAAACCACUAUUGGUGUGUUUGGAAAGACAGGAGAUGGUAAAAGCUCCCUGAUAAAUGCCGUCCUAGAUGAGGAGGGGCUGUUACCAACAGGGACACUCGAUGCCUGUACAUAAGUCAUCAUACAAGUGGAGGCUGGGGCUGAGAGAGACCAGUACACAGCAACUAUUGAAUUCAUCUCAAAAGAGGCCUGGGAAAAUGAGCUAAAGAGCCUGCUAGGUUUUCUAGCAGAACAUGAGGAAAGUACGGUG
Molecule: messenger RNA, 1390 nt
Organism: Hypomesus transpacificus
Lineage: Eukaryota; Metazoa; Chordata; Actinopteri; Osmeriformes; Osmeridae
Product: GTPase IMAP family member 9-like
Exons: 5
Coding region: 305-1255 (316 amino acids)
Molecular function (GO): GTP binding
Source: RefSeq, a predicted model, not a curated record